AUGAGCGAUCAACAACAACCGGAAGAAGGCCCGCGCCCAGCGCAACGCCAGCGUAUGGAGGAGCAGCUCCAGUUUGCAAAGCACUUGCUUGCCGGUGCACGCGGGAAGGAAGCCCACACCUAUGAAGGCUUGAAGAGCGAACACAUCACCGUGGAGGAGGGUGCCUUCUCCCCUCGGUGUGCGCUCAUCAUUGCAGACUGUGAAGACUGCACCAUUGACGUGGAAGCGCGCUGCGCCAAAGUGUCCAUCCAGAGUUGCAGCAAUCUCAAGCUCAACCUCAAGGGCAAGAUCAUCACGCACAUGGUGGAAGCGAACAAGAGCAAAGGCCUGGAUGCCAUCAUCCAUGUGCCGGUCGGCACGCUGCAAGUGGACGUGUGUGAGGACUGUGACGUUGUGUUCCAGAAGAAGGCCGACUUUGGGACGGCGGUGUGGGUUGGCUGCCACAACUUCCGCCUCUCCUUUGCAGACAGCGAAGACCACAAGUUGCACACGGGUGUGAAUCGUGUGCGUGAGGAAUAUCCAGAGGUGGACGUCGACAAAUGCCAGUUCAAGGGUGGGGGGGGGGGGGCUAGAAAGCGAUAUGGCAAGGUGGUGACGCUGGGAGAAGACACGAAGGUGACGGUGGUUGAGGACGAGCUGCUGAACGAACCGCUGAUGCGACUGCCGAAUUCGUUUCCGACGACGCAGCGCGAACACAACGCCUUUGAGGCGCGACGGGAACGCAACAUGCAGCGAUUGGCGGACCACCUCGAACAGCUCAUGCCGCAACGACAGCAGCAGCAGCAGAAUGGUGACAGUGAUGCUGGUGACGAUGCUGGUGACGAGAGAAGUCAACAGCAACAACAACAGGACAGCGGUGAUGGUGACGCUGCUCCCCCACCGCAGGAGUGA
Molecule: messenger RNA, 891 nt
Organism: Salpingoeca rosetta
Lineage: Eukaryota; Choanoflagellata; Craspedida; Salpingoecidae
Exons: 8
Coding region: 1-891 (296 amino acids)
Biological process (GO): cytoskeleton organization
Molecular function (GO): actin binding
Source: RefSeq, a predicted model, not a curated record